AUGUCAGGCCCAACAAACUCAUCUGCUGUUGGUAAGCUAAGAACCGGCGCUACUAUCCCUCUGUUGGGAUUCGGCACUUGGCGCUCGACCGAGGAGGACGGCUACAACGCGGUCCUGACGGCGCUCAAGGUCGGCUACCGCCACAUCGACACAGCGGCCGUUUACGGCAACGAGGCUGCGGUCGGUCGGGCGAUCCGCGACUCCGGCGUCCCCCGUGACCAGUUGUUCGUCACCACCAAGCUGUGGAACACUCAGCACCGCGACCCUAGACUGGCGCUGGACCAGUCCCUGCAGCGCCUAGGCCUCGACUACGUAGACCUAUACCUGAUCCACUGGCCACUGCCUUUGCGCACGCAGCGCAUCACGGACGGCAACCUGUUCACCGUCCCCACCAAGGAGGACGGCAAGCCCGACGUCGACGAGCAGUGGUCUUACGUCAAGACCUGGGAGAUGAUGCAGGACCUGCCCGACACCAGCAAGACUCGUGCCGUGGGUGUGUCCAACUUCUCUGUCACCCAGCUGCAGAACCUGCUCGCCGCUUCCGGCACCAAGGUUAUCCCAGCCGUCAACCAGGUCGAGACUCACCCUCUGCUGCCCCAGGACAAGCUCUACAAGUUCUGCUCCGAGAACAACAUCCUGCUCGAGGCCUACUCGCCUCUGGGCUCCCAGGGCUCGCCUCUAGUUGAGGAGCCAGCGGUCAAGGAGAUUGCCUCCAAGCACAACGCUGAUCCAGCCCAGGUUCUAAUCAGCUGGGGUAUCAAGCGCGGCUACGUGAUCCUGCCAAAGUCCGUGACCCCAAGCAGAAUCGAGUCCAACUUCAAGAUCGUCGACCUCACUGACGACGACUUUGCCAAGAUCAACAACAUUCACAAGGAGAAGGGGGAGAAGAGAAUCAACGACCCUGACUGGUUCCACUUUGACGAGAACUAG
Messenger RNA from Lachancea thermotolerans CBS 6340, 930 nucleotides. Its product is annotated as KLTH0E15532p. Gene Ontology annotation, molecular function: aldose reductase (NADPH) activity. NCBI's taxonomy places the organism in Eukaryota, Fungi, Ascomycota, Saccharomycetes, Saccharomycetales, Saccharomycetaceae. Gene Ontology annotation, cellular component: cytosol. The transcript has a single exon. Bases 1 to 930 code for a protein of 309 amino acids. The record is from RefSeq and is a predicted model, not a curated record.